AUGAGCUCUCCCAUCCCCCCGAGCACGAACAGGACGAAGCGAAGACGGUCGGACGCUGAUCUCGCCUCGACUCCUGGCGCUCGAUCUUCCUCCCCGCCCCCUUCCUCUCUCCCUCCCUCGUCUCCCCCGGCGCCAUUCUCCGACUUUGGAGACGACGAGGAUGUUGGAGAUGAUGAGGAGGCUGAGAUGCGCGCGCGCGGUCGACGAGACGCCGGCGACGAGGACACGGACGACGAGGGCGAAGAUCUGUUCAACGACGACAACCUCCAGCGCGACUACGAGGUGAACCCGGAGCUUGACCGGUACUCGGAUGCCGGACUCGAUGACCGGAGCAGCGUACAGGAGAUGUCGCGCGCCGACAGACUCGCGGCCGAGCGAGAGAUGGCGAGGCGAGACCGCGGCCUGACCGGCGGACGAGCGGCGCGACGAGGACGUGUCCCGACCUUCCUGCAGAGUGACGACGAUGACGAUGGAGCCGUCGAUGGCGGUCUUCUCAGCGGCAUUAACACCCGACGAACGCGUCGUCAGUACGAUGAGCGCAUGGACGAGGACGACAUUGAGGAGGACGAGAUGUCGCUUGAGCAUCUCGGAGACGUCAAGGCCUCCUCCAUCAGCGAGUGGGUCUCGAUCCCGCAGGUCCGAAGGGCUGUCCAGAAGCACUUCCGCAGCUUCCUCAUGACCUACGUCGACGACAGCGGCCAGUCGGUCUACGGUCAGCGCAUCAAGAACCUCGGUGAGAUCAACUCCGAGUCGCUCGAGGUAUCAUACAUGCACCUGGCCAGUUCGCGUCCCAUUCUUGCGUACUUCCUCGCCAACUCGCCUCAGUCGAUGCUCUCCCUCUUCGACGAGGUCGCCCUCGAGGCCAUCCUGCUCUACUACCCCGCCUAUGACCGUAUCCACUCGGAGAUCCACGUCCGCAUCACCGACCUGCCCUCCAGCAAGAGCCUUCGCGACCUCCGCCAGAGCGAUCUCAACUGUCUUGUUCGCAUCAACGGUGUCGUCACCCGCCGUACCGGUGUCUUCCCGCAGCUCAAGUAUGUCAAGUUCGACUGUGGCAAGUGUAAGGCGGUCCUCGGCCCCUUCUACCAGGACACCACGAAGGAGCUUAAGAUCAGCUUCUGUUCACAGUGUGAGAGCCGCGGACCGUUCACGGUCAACUCGGAGCAGACGGUGUACCGCAACUACCAGAAGAUGACGCUGCAGGAGGCGCCCGGCUCCGUUCCUGCCGGUCGUCUUCCCCGCCAUCGCGAAGUCAUCCUUCUCUGGGACCUCAUCGACAGCGCCCGUCCCGGAGAGGAGAUCGAGGUGACCGGUAUCUACCGCAACAACUUUGACGCUUCCCUGAACUCGAAGAACGGCUUCCCCGUUUUCUCCACGGUCAUCGAGGCGAACCAAAUCACGAAGAAGGAAGACAUGUACGCCUCGAUUCACCUGACAGAGGAGGAUGAGAAGAUGAUCCGCACGAUGGCGAAGGACGACCGCAUUGCGAAGCGCAUCAUCAAGUCCAUCGCUCCCUCGAUCUACGGCCACGACGACAUCAAGACGGCCAUUGCGCUGUCGCUCUUCGGUGGUCUCACGAAGGACAUCAACCGCAAGCACCGCAUCCGUGGUGACAUCAACGUGCUGUUGCUCGGUGACCCCGGUACUGCCAAGUCGCAGUUCCUCAAAUAUGUUGAGAAGACGGCCAACCGUGCGGUCUUCACGACGGGUCAGGGAGCGAGUGCCGUCGGUCUUACGGCUUCUGUGCGCAAGGACCCUGUCACUCGCGAGUGGACGCUCGAAGGAGGAGCCCUUGUGCUCGCGGACAAGGGCCACUGCCUGAUCGACGAGUUUGACAAGAUGAACGACGCGGACCGAACGUCGAUCCACGAGGCGAUGGAGCAGCAGAGUAUCUCGAUCUCCAAGGCCGGUAUCGUCACGACACUGCAGGCUCGUUGCGCCAUUGUUGCUGCUGCAAACCCGAUCGGUGGCCGGUACAACCCCACGAUCCCGUUCCAGCAGAACGUCGAACUGACGGAGCCGAUCCUGUCGCGUUUCGACGUGCUGUGUGUUGUCAAGGAUGCGGUCGACCCUGUCAAGGACGAGCACCUCGCGCAGUUCGUCGUCGGCUCGCAUCUCCGCUCGCACCCCGACUUUGACCCCGCCACAGACGAGGUCGCGGUCAACACGACGCAGGAUGCGGACAUCAUCUCCCAGGAGGACCUGCGCAAGUACAUCAUGUACGCGAAGGACCACAUCCAGCCGAAGCUGUACCAGCUGGACCAGGACAAGCUUGCGCGCCUGUACGCGGACCUGCGUCGCGAGUCACUCGCCACGGGCUCCUUCCCGAUCACGGUUCGUCACCUCGAGUCCAUGAUCCGUAUGGCCGAGGCGUCGGCCAAGAUGCACCUGCGCGAAUUUGUGCGCGCCGACGAUAUUGACCUCGCGAUCCAGGUCAUGGUCGGCUCGUUCGUGUCUGCGCAGAAGGCGUCGGUCAAGAAAACGCUGCAGCGCGGCUUCAGGAAGUAUGUGCACCAAGCGACGGAUUCGGACGAGCUGCUCGCGUUCCUCCUCGGCCAGAUUGUCAAGGAGCGCGCGCAGGUGUACUGGCACCAGCGCGGACAGAUGCCGGACAAGGUGACGGUGAGCGUGAAGCAGCUCGAGAGCCGCGCCAAGGAGGUCGAGAUCUACGACAUCAACCCGUUCCUCAAGAGCGCCCUCUUCAAGCGCAACGGGUACAGCGUGCACGACGGGCUGAUCGAGAAGUCAUUCGCGCCCGUAGAGGAGGAAGAGGAGUAA
Messenger RNA from Trichosporon asahii var. asahii CBS 2479, 2778 nucleotides. RefSeq names its product DNA replication licensing factor cdc19 (cell division control protein 19). Gene Ontology annotation, cellular component: MCM complex; nucleus. NCBI's taxonomy places the organism in Eukaryota, Fungi, Basidiomycota, Tremellomycetes, Trichosporonales, Trichosporonaceae. The record is from RefSeq and is a predicted model, not a curated record. The transcript has a single exon. Gene Ontology annotation, molecular function: ATP binding; single-stranded DNA binding; 3'-5' DNA helicase activity. Gene Ontology annotation, biological process: mitotic DNA replication initiation; double-strand break repair via break-induced replication. The coding region runs from base 1 to 2778 and encodes 925 amino acids.